This is a messenger RNA of Rhipicephalus microplus (southern cattle tick), 768 nucleotides long. RefSeq lists its product as uncharacterized. The record is from RefSeq and is a predicted model, not a curated record. NCBI's taxonomy places the organism in Eukaryota, Metazoa, Arthropoda, Arachnida, Ixodida, Ixodidae. Gene Ontology annotation, molecular function: serine-type endopeptidase inhibitor activity.
AUGUCGUCCGUCUCCAGCUCUUCCCGUGGCAGCCGGUCCACGCUAUCCGAGGAGACCGAGCAGAUGGUUUCCUACUGGGAACGCUUCAUGCCGGGACUGAACCGCCAGCCCGAACCACCACUCGACGACUCCCAGUGCGUAGCGGCCACCAACCGCGGCACGGCUAACAGUGGGACCAGCGCAACCGACCAGCGAUCACGGAAGACGAGGCGCUCGUCGCGACCAGACUCCGGCGUUAACCAGUACGGCGUCCCGGACACGGAGUCCCUGAUCGCCGACCGCUCCGUCUCGCGCGAGGGUGAUGUCCAGGUGCCCAGCGUCCACUGGGUGCGCGCCCUGUGUCUGGCGAUGAUGGCGCUCUCCUCGGCACUCUUCAUCGGCGCCGUCGCGGUGGCGCUGAUGCACUCGCUGCCGUCAACUUGGCCGCCACCGCUGCCCAGGGAUGCCAAGGCGCAGGUCACUGCCAUCCGAGCCAAUCCUGGUAAGGGCAACGCGGAAGGAGCUCCGGUUAUCCAGAAUGCGGCAAAACUGGAAAAUGCACUAAGCGGGCCCGUCCGGGUAACAACAAAGGCCGCCACGAAAACCCGUGCAUCUGCGCCUGCGUCCGCUGGCACUGUCCUUCCUGAAGGCGCCGACGUGCCGGGCCCGGUCGCUGAGCCCCGUUCUCGGCACCAGGUCAGACGCUUGAGCUCACCACUCUACCCAGCGUCGUCGAAAAAUGCAGUGAGCAAUAAUGCUGCGCAAUUCGUUCUUAUCGCGAUUAAGUGA